Sceloporus undulatus (fence lizard) is the source of this 3093-nucleotide messenger RNA. It is a transcript of the gene FAM110D, whose product is annotated as family with sequence similarity 110 member D. Lineage: Eukaryota; Metazoa; Chordata; Lepidosauria; Squamata; Phrynosomatidae. The record is from RefSeq and is a predicted model, not a curated record. The coding region runs from base 437 to 1501 and encodes 354 amino acids. The transcript is spliced from 2 exons.
CUUUGCGUCUGAGAGCCUUUUUUUUUGGAUCAGGAGAAGUUGCUGGUGGGGCUUGAACGUACAAUUGUGUUGUCACACUUUUUUCCAGAGUUGGAAGAGUUGGGGUCUCAUCACCCAAGCUAUUCUCCAUUUAAUGGAAUAGGAUGUUUUUGCUCAUCCAAGCACUUGUGGCCGUAUUUCGAUGACACAAAGUGGAGAACCGUUUUCCAGACCUGCCAAAGUUAUUCUGCUGUGAAUUCCAAACAGCAAGCCAGAACCUUGAAUGAUAAAACCAUAGAAGGUCUACCCAAUGCCUCAUUAAGGACAAACCUCUGGCCUGCUCUGGACUACUAGUGAUCCUUUUGACUUCACAUGAUCUCCCCAUUGGAUGCAACUGUCCUUCCUAAAGCACUUUUGGUUCUGAAAAUUGCACAAUAUCCCACAAGGCGGAUAUAAAAUGCGACCUCUCCAUCCAGAAGAUGGACUUUCCCCUCUUGGGCUACUGAAUCAAAGGCCAGACCACCUGCGUAAGCAGCUGGAGGGGAGCAGUGGGGUUCGGACCCCAAGUGCUGUCGAAAGAUUGGAGGCUGACAAAGUCAAAUACGUCAAAUCUCAGCAAGUGAUCAACAGUCGCCAAGAACCAGUGUUGCUCUGUUAUAGCUCCCAGUCUUUGCCUUGCUGCAGAAGACCCCUCGUCCUCCACCAGCACGGAGGUGAGUUCUCCCAGAGCUUAGCUGUUGGUCAAGAUGGCCCUGGACCCAAGAAACUGCCACCUCCUCCUUCUUCUCCUCAGUCACCCAUAGCACGGAGAGGGGGUGGGAGGCGAAUGCUGAGGCCGGACUCGCUUGUCAUCUACCGGCAGAAACGGGACUGCUUGGCUAUCAACAAGGAGAACACCAAGGGCUAUGGCCUAGUGAGACGGCUGUUUCAGAGUCCCCUGAGGGAUGGACAUAGCAGCCACUUGUCCUCAAGAAGCGUACUGGGGGACGGUCACCUGCAAGCAACACAAGAGGAGACCAUGGUUUGGGUGACGACAGAAAGGGAGGAAGCAAAAACGGUGCAUUCAGUAGGCAUGCUAACCAGUUCCACGGGUUAUCCUUUGGAAAAUAGGGAUCAAUCUCAGGCCAGCCCUCAACUGGAUGUGAACCCUAUCCCUCUUUCUGUGAGCCCUGGCUCAACAAACUCCAAGACAAAGCUUGGUCCAAGUUCUUCUCUUCCUCUCUCAGAGAAAGAGUGCUUCUUUAACUAUUGUGGCUUGGACCGGAACUUGGUGGAUGUGUUGGGAGCUGAGCGGUUCAAACCAGGCAGCUGGGAGGCAGGUUCUUCCUGCCUGCUCUUGGGGAGUCUGGGUUCAGCCAGUUCUGUGCAUGGUGGCAGUCCUUCCCACAAUGAAGAGGAAGAACCUGCCGAAGAGAUGAGCGAGAAGCUGCCUGCCUCUGUCUCCGUUGUUGAGAGAAAUGCCCGGGUCAUUAAAUGGUUGUACAGCUGCCAGCAGGCCCAGACUAAGGAGUCCACAGUGUGAGCCAAGACCUGGCAUCAAAGGCAGCUCUGAUCCUUAAACUUGCAUGGACCAGGUUCACCUACAUGGGACCCCAGAUAUCAGUUGAGGGUAAUGGCAAUGCUGAGAGCCAGUGCGGUGUUGUAGUUUGAGUGUUGAACUAUGAUUCUGGAGCUGUGGUUAGAUUCUCAGCUUGGCCAUGAAACACACUGAGUGGCCCUGGGCAAGUCAUAUACUCUCAGCCUCAGGAGAAGGCAAUGGCAAACCUUCCCUGAACAAAUCUUGCAAAAAAAAAAAAAAAAAAGCCAUAAUAGAAUAAGUCGGGAAUGACUUGCAGGCACACAACAACAACAACAACAAUCGCAAUGCUACCAUUUUGGUGAGAUGAACAGAUAGAGACAUGAUGCCUGAAGCCAAGUGUCCCUGUCAGUGUGGGGGGUAAAUGGAUCAUCUCUGUAGGAGGGAAUUGGUCCCCAACAGUUCUGUGUUGACUUCAUAUUGGUAAUAAAUUGCAGAAUUGUAGAGUACAGUAUAUGGGAAUAUACGUAUCCGGAUCAACUAAGGCUUAAAUUGUGAAGGCAGCUUGGGGUUUGUGACAAGGGAUUUCAUUUCUAAAUCCCUGGCUCCCAGAAUAAUUAUUCAUCAGUCCAUAAGGAAUUUACUACAUAUUGUAGGCCACAUAAUAGUCAGGGUGUCUUUCUCUUCUGCACUUACUGAGAGACAAUGUGGCGACUGUGUUGGACUUGCACCAGGAAAACUUGGUUUCAAUCCCCACUUAGCUCUCUGGCCCAGAGACUCUGGGGGAUAUUGGGCCUUUUACACACAUUUUGCCUAGCUGGCUUCACUGGGUUGCAACUUAUGAAAAUACAAUCAGACCAUCCCCAUAACCUCCCACCCUCCAUUUCCUGGAGGAAGGAUAUGAUACAACUGUGAGGAUGAGAUCAUUAUUAACAUUACAAAUAAGUUCUGAGGCAUAGACUCUCUGUAGAACCGAGAACAUAUCCAUGUUGGUCCAGAAAAUCAGUAUGCAAAAGGAUCUUGUAGAACCUUUGAGACUAAUUGAGUGGAAAAUGUCAUUGCAUAAGCUUUUGAAGUCUUAAUCUCCUUCUUUAGAUGCAUGGAGUGAAGGGGUGCUCAGGAAGGACCUUUAUGAUCAAACUGUAUCAAUAGCCAUAGAAAUGCAAAACUUGAGGGUGUGGUGAUGGAGUGACAAGUUUGGUUUUAACUAUGAUCUCCAAAGACGAAUGCAAGACGAAAGAUGUUGCCUAAGGCCAGGGUGACCACAUGAAUUUUGGGAUGUAGUGUGUACAGGCUAGGAACAAGAAAGGAGAUAUGAUAAACUAGCAAAGAGCGCCCAAUGUUUUAAUAUGUGUAGUGUGCCAGGAAGCCAUUAUUUCUGGUCAUCUCACUGUUGAUGGACUGGAUAUGUGGAUAUAUUCUAAUUUAGCUGUUUCUCUUUUCCAUCUUUUAGUUUUUUUGUUCAAGGACCACUGUGCUGAGGUCAUACAGUCUGAUUAUAAAGAUCUUUCCUGGGCACAAAUAUACUCCACACAUCUGAGGUAGUAGACUAUGGCUGAAUCUGCACUGCAGAAAUAAUCCAGUUUGAAACCGCUUUA